GUUCAUACUUCCAUAUCUGUCUCUCUCUCUUUCAGUUUCCAUUUUUGUUCUUUAAGCGCAACAGUAGAUCUUGGAUUCUUCAGGUAGUAACACACAUAGUAGCAGGACUGCAGGAGUAGGUGGGCAGUGGUCAUCUUCUAUUCUGCCACCUCUCUCGCGCCUUGCAUGCUCCGCAUCUCUCUCUGUUCUCCCUCCCACGCGUUUGCUUUAAGCAUAGACCGGAGAACAAAUCCAGCUGCCUGUUCUUGAUCUCUUCCCUCCCCUGCCUGUCUGUGCAGCGUUUUGAAUGGUCAGAUUUGGUGGGAAUGAACAGAAGCUGAGAAAUUGGGUGCGGGAUCCUGGCCUCUGAUUCUGAAGGAGCCGCCUUUUUGUCAGAUAGUUCUUUAAUCUCUGAAACUUUUAACUUCCCUGGAAGGUUUCUGAACAAUGAAGCCACCAUUGGAGAGGAAUCCUACAAAGAAGCGCCAUUCAUGGUGGUGGGACAGCCACGUUAGCCCCAAGAACUCAAAAUGGCUUGCCGAAAAUCUCAAAGAGAUGGAUAAGCAAGUGAAGGAAACGCUUCAGCUGAUAGAGGAGGAUGGUGACUCCUUCGCGAAGAAAGCGCAGAUGUACUACCAGAAGCGUCCGAUGCUGAUCACCCAUGUCGAGAAUUUCUAUCGGAUGUACCGUGCUCUAGCUGAGCGCUACGACAACGUCACCGGUGAACUGCGCAAGAACAUCCCUACAAGGCUGCAGUCAACGGGAUCUUUAACCAGUUCAGAGUGUGGUUCUGAGCUGCAGAGGUCGCCCUCACCAUCUCCUGAACCAUUACAGAGGUCAUGGACAAGGGAGCAGAGUCCUAGAGCUGCCGGCUUCGACUUCUUCCUGAGCAACAAGAACAAUGACUCGCCAGCAUCAAGGAAAGAGCCCGAGGACUUGGCGUCGCAGUUAGAGUCUGAUGCCAAGUCUGAAGAAGGUGAGGAUGAUGGCAUUGCCUACACAUUGCAUCAGAGAGUUCUCGAACUCGAGGACGAGCUCAAUAUGGCGAACCAGAAAAUGCGUGACGCAAAUGAAAAACUUGAGGCUUUGGAGGAGAAGAGCUUGAGGUGCCAUUGUGAUUAUAAAGAGAAUGGAAACGGUGCUGAUCAAACUAGAAAAGUUUCAGACAUAGAGGGGGUGCUCACGGCGACAAGGGAGAAGCUGCGAUCUUCACAAGAGAAGAUUGUCAAUCUGAAGGAAGAAGCAGAUUCAACGAGAAAGCUAUUUGAAGAGGCACUAUCCGAAAGAGAUGCUGAAAUCAGCAAGUACAAGCAAGAGCUUACUGAUGCUUCCGAAAAGUUGCUGCAAGAGAAGUCCGCCAACGGUGCGGAGGUAACUAAGCUGCAGGAAACGAUUGAAAACAUCAGGUUCAAACUACAGAAAGUUUCCGAAGAGAAAUUACUAGUUGAGAACCAUGUUAAGGAGCUGGAGGAAGCAAAUACUGAAGCUGAUAAGUAUAGUCAGGAACUAACCCAAGAUGCUGAAAGGCUUUCAGAAGAUAAGUUCAAGCAUGAAACUGAAAUUCUUACGAUGCAGAUGAGUAUUGAAGGUCUGAAAUCCAGGAUUAAGAGUCUUGCUCAAGAGAAAAAUCAGCUGAAAUCAUGGUUUGCGGACUUGGAGCAAGUUGUGGGGCGAGGACGUAGCGUUUUCCCCGAUAACCGAGUUUUAUCCGAAAUAUCAGUAGCUAGAAUUUAGCAAGUUAGCAACAUUUUUUUCCAUACAUAUACCAUACGUCAGUAUACUUCCGUUAUCUUUGCUGAAUUUAUUAUUGUGACACGAUGGAUGGUGGUGAUGUACUGAUGCUAUAUGAGAUAUGCACUGAACGUAUUACUUGGCAACAGAAUACCCCUGGUGCAUUUGCAAGUUCA
Messenger RNA from Phragmites australis (common reed), 1886 nucleotides. Its product is annotated as protein NETWORKED 4B-like. The record is from RefSeq and is a predicted model, not a curated record. NCBI's taxonomy places the organism in Eukaryota, Viridiplantae, Streptophyta, Magnoliopsida, Poales, Poaceae. The coding region runs from base 427 to 1713 and encodes 428 amino acids. Gene Ontology annotation, molecular function: actin binding. The transcript is spliced from 3 exons. Gene Ontology annotation, cellular component: vacuolar membrane.